AUGUUUGAUUUACCAUCACAAUCUUAUUCGAUUUAUUAUACAAAAUCCAAUCCACCUGAAUCCACCAGCAAUAGCAACGCCAGUAUCCACACCAAAACCAAUGAGAAAACAAAAACAAAAGCGGUCGUCAACUUUCUGACUCAUCAGGAACUGGUUAAGCUCAGCAAUCGACAUUCCAAUCAAAAUCAAUCAGUUUAUGAAGCUUUACCAAUCUCCAAAUCGUAUAUUGGUUAUAUAAAUCAAACUUCAGCUUCUACAAUCAACUUAUUGCCUGAUAGCACGGCAGCAAGAAAUUUAACUGAUGCAGCAAUCACCACAACUCCUGCUCCUACUACUCCUAAAUGGCGAAAUUCAGCUUAUCAGUUGACUAAAACCAACCAGCAUCAUCAUGGCGCUACUUUGGACGAUAAAAUCACUGAACUAGAUCGAAAUGAUGAACAUCUUGACAUUCCAACAAUCGUAGCUAGAAUGGGAUACGAAUUGGAAGUAGAAGAGCCAGAAGUGAAACCAGAUCAUAAUAUUUUUCCACCUAUUUCAAUCAUCGAGUUGACUCCUCAAUCGACCUCAACUUCGACCUCAGCUCAUGGUGAAAAUGGUCAAAGUUCAAAACUUAAAACUGAGCCGAUGGGAUCUAUCAAUUUACAAGUGAAUCCGAAUAAUCCUAAUCCUCAUCAACUUGUACUUCACCAAAAGGUUACUCAUCAAAAGGAUACAUUCCAAAUCUCAUUCAGAAAUUCAAGUUUUGAAAAUGUCAAAAACAACUCACCAAAUCACUUUCAACUUUCCGCCCAAUCUUUAACAUCCAAAUCUAAACCUUCAGUUUCCAAGUUAAGAUAUCGAUCUAAUCAAACUCACCUUCAUCAACAAACUUUGAAUAAUGAAGAUCAUGCGAAUUUCAACUCUCCUUUAAAUCCCCGAUUUUGUAAUCCAAUCAUAAACAAUGAUUAUGAUUGUGAAUCAUCCAAUCACAGUAAGCGUCAGAUGUUAAGAUUUCACAAUCCUAGAUAUUCAAUCACAAGUCUUUUGUCCGAUAAUCAUCAUCACCAACUUACUCAACCCAAUCCUCAAAGUCAAUUCAGAAUCUUACCUACAAUCGAAAUCCCAUCAGGUGGAUUUGUACCAAAUCAAAAUCCAAGUCGAAUUACUAACAAAAUAUUGAAUCCGAAUUCGAAUAAUUCCAAUUUCAAUAUGUUUACAAUCUCAUUAGAUCUAAAGAGAAAAAAACCAUUAUCGAAUAUGUUAAUUUAUUCGAAUUUAUCAAAUCAUCCAAAACAUUUAGGUACAGGACAAGUUUUAAUUGAAAUCGAUGCAGUUGCAUUAGAUGCAUGGGAUUUAGCUUUAACUCAAUCAAAAGUUUCAUCUUAUAAAGUUUCUUCAAACAAUCAACCACAAGAUCGAAUUUUAAACAAAUCGAUUCAUGAUUUUAAUCAAUCUUCAAAUGAAUAUCAAGCCUUAGAAUCAAAUCCUUCUUUAAAAUCUAAACCUUCAAAUCCAACUCUUAAUUCGAAUUUUAAUCAAUUUGUUCCGGGUAGAAGUUUUGUGGGAAAAGUUUUAGAAGUUGGAUUAGGUGUUAAAAGGUUGAAGAAAGGUGAUUUGGUUUAUGGACUUCAAGAUUUGAAAAAGUCUGGUGCAUUGGCUCAAAGAAUGGUGAUCGAUAAGGAUUUAGUCGCAAUUGCUCCUGUCCAUCCGAAUUUAUCCAUGGAACAAAUCGCUUGUUUACCUACACUUGGAGUUCCUUCUUAUUUCGUUAUGAGUACGAUUUGUGCUGGUUUACCAAAAGGAUCCAAGAUCUUAAUUUUAAACGGUCAUAAAGGACUUGGAGCAAUGAUGUGUGAACUUGUGAAAUAUUUUAGACCAAAUCGAGAUCUGUGGGUAACAUGUCAUAUACCUACCGUCGCCACUAGUGUAGAAGAGAUUGGAAUUACAGUAGGUAGAUGUGAAUUUAGAGGAGCAAGAGAAGUGAUGGUAGAAGAUAGCAUAUUAAGUUCAUUGAAUUCAAUCCAUGAAUCAUCAUAUGAUGUGGUGAUAGAUACGAUAGGAGGUCGAAGGAUAUAUGAUGCAUCUCGAAGGAUUUUACAUCAUGAAGGAAUGUUCAUCAGUUGUGUUGGAGAUAGAUUACGUAUGAAGAAUUUAAAAGAUAAAGUGAAAACGAAUUUUAGAUCAUUAAGAAGAACGUUUAUCAAGAAAGAUCAAAAGAAAAUAGGCUAUUGGUGUUUGAGUCCUGAAACUGAAUAUGAUGGACAAAGGCAAACGAUUAGAGAAGGAUUAGAUGAACUUCGAAAGAUUAUUGAAGAUGAUGAUGAUUGUUUUAAUGGUAGAUUUGAAGAUGAUUUACAACCACAUGAAAUCGCUGGAAUCGAUUCGGAAGUCAAGAUGGAUUGA
Melampsora larici-populina 98AG31 is the source of this 2382-nucleotide messenger RNA. RefSeq lists its product as uncharacterized. The record is from RefSeq and is a predicted model, not a curated record. Gene Ontology annotation, cellular component: mitochondrion. Lineage: Eukaryota; Fungi; Basidiomycota; Pucciniomycetes; Pucciniales; Melampsoraceae. The transcript has 4 exons. The coding region runs from base 1 to 2382 and encodes 793 amino acids.